AGAGGUUGAGUGACUUGCCCAGGGUCACACAGCUACCUUACUAGUAAUUCUCGGAUUGUGGCACUCCUGGCUCAGCUGGAGAAGAUCAACUUUGAAUGUUCAGAAACAGAAUCUGCCAGAUAUGUUACAUCAAAGAUUCUUCACCUGACCCAAAGUCAAGACCUGAAAAAUUUGUGGGAGGCCUGGUGUCCUAUUUUUACAGAUUCCUAUUCCUAGCCUUUUGCAUUGCAUUUGAAUUGUUGGACUGGAGAACAGGGACCCACUUGGGCCAUGUCAGGAGCAGUGGUGAAAUGAGGGCAAUACUUCAUUCACUGAAAUAUGGAAAUCCAUCAUACUACACCCUGGAGAGUAGGGUCAUCUACACCAGAGGCAGGAUCACCCAAGAAGCAAUUUGAGAAAAUCAGGAAAGAAAUGACAGCCAAAGGUUCUACAGGAAUGGAUGUUCUCCUGUCAACAUUAGAGAACACAAAAGACCUUCAGACCACACUUAAUCUCUUAAACAUUCUUGUUGAAUUGGUGUCAGUUGGUGGUAGUAGAAGAGCAAGUGCUUUAGUCUCCAAAGGUGGAACACAAAUAUUGUUGCAGUUACUUUUGAACGCCAGCAAAGAAUCUCCACCUCAUGAAGACUUAAUGAUUCAAAUUCACACCCUUCUUGCAAGAACUGGACCAAAAGAUAAAAAAUUUGGGGUGAAGUCUAGAAUUAAUGGGGCCUUAAUUGUAACUCUGAAUUUGGUGAAACAGAAUUUGCAGAAUCAACGUUUAGUGCUGCCUUGUCUUCAGCUUUUACGAGUGUAUUCUACCAAUCCUGUGAAUGCAGUAUCCUUAGGGAAAAAUGGAGUUGUGGAACUGAUGUUUAAAAUCAUUGGCCCUUUUAGUAAAAAGAACACUGGCCUUAUGAAGGUUGCUUUAGACACACUUGCUGCAUUGCUAAAAUCAAAAACAAAUGCCAGGAGAGCUGUAGACAGAGGAUAUGUCCAUGUGCUUUUAACAAUUUAUGUAGAUUGGCACCGGCAUGAUAAUCGGCACAGAAACAUGCUCAUCCGGAAGGGAAUUUUGCAGAGUUUAAAAAGUGUUACAAGCCUCAAGUUGGGGAGAAAGGCAUUUAUUGAUGCCAAUGGAAUGAAAAUUCUAUACAAUACUUCACAAGAUUGCUUGGCAGUCAGGACUCUUGAUCCUCUCGUCAACACGUCCAGUCUGAUAAUGAGGAAAUGUUUUCCUAAAAAUCGUCUUCCAUUACCAACUAUUAAAAGUGCUUUUCAUUUCCAAUUACCAGUUAUUCCUGUGACUGGACCUGUGGCUCAGCUGUACAAUUUACCACCUGAAGUGGAUGACGUAGUAGAUGAAAGCGAUGACAAUGAAGAUCUUGAAUUAGAAGCUGAAAAUGAAAUUGAGAAUGAUGAUGAUAUAGACCAAAAUUUUAAGAAUGAUGAUAUUGAGACGGAUAUUAACAAGUUAAAACCCAAAGAAGAAUUAGGACGACCAAUAGAAGAAUUAAAAAUGUAUGAACACUUUUUCCAUGAACUUUCUGAUGACUUUCAGGAAUGUGAUUUAAUUGCCAAAGAACCAAAGCCCUUGGCAAAGGAAGGAAAUCUAGGUGGGCCUAUUGUUGUUCCUACAGCAGGAGAAGAGCCAUCUGUAGAGCCAAACAGUGUAAUAAAUUCAGUGAAAAAAAAUACCAUUUCACAAGGAGAGGAAGGUGAUAAACAACCUGCCUUUUUAGAUCUGGCAAAGGAAGAUAUUAAAAACAGUGAUAGUUCAUUACCGCAACAGGAAGGUGAUCAAAACAGAACAGUUAUGUCAAACCAGUAUCUCACUAGUGACCUAGUGAAGGCCCUGGAUCGAAUAACACUGCAGAAUGCUCCCCAAACUUCCCAAAGCUUUACUGCCGGAAUAAAGAAAGAUUCCAGUCCUCACCUUACCUCUAUUUCAUGCACUAAAACAUGUCCACAUAUUUCUACUUGUGGAAAUGUGCUCUUUGAGGGACGAACUGUUCAACUAGGAAAGCUCUGCUUUACUGGAGUUGAAACUGAAGAAGAUGAUGAUUCUGCAUCUAACUCAUCAGUGGAGCAAACAUCGGUUGAAGUACCCAACAUGCCACCACUCCAUGAUUCUGAUCUCUAUGUUGAGAUUGUGAAAAAUACUAAAUCUGUUCCUGAAUAUUCAGAAGUGGCUUAUCCUGAUUAUUUUGGUCACAUUCCACCUCCAUUUAAGGAGCCUAUUUUAGAAAGACCCUAUGGUGUGCAAAGGACAAAAAUUGCUCAGGAUAUUGAGAGACUAAUUCAUCAAAGUGAUAUCAUAGACAAAGUUAUGUAUGACCUGGAUAAUCCAAAUUACACUGUCCCAGAAGAAGGAGAAAGUUUGAAAUUUAAUUCCAGAUUUGAAUCUGGAAAUCUACGGAAAGUUAUUCAAAUAAGAAAAAACGAGUAUGAUCUUAUUCUGAACUCAGAUAUAAAUAGCAAUCAUUAUCAUCAGUGGUUUUACUUUGAAGUCAGUGGAAUGCGGACAGGUAUUGGUUAUCGAUUUAAUAUCAUCAAUUGUGAAAAAUCCAACAGUCAGUUUAAUUAUGGUAUGCAACCCCUUAUGUAUUCAGUUCAGGAGGCAUUACAUGCCAGACCAUGGUGGAUUCGUGUAGGUACUGACAUUUGUUAUUAUAAAAAUCAUUUCUCGAGAAGUUCUGUUGCUGCUGGUGGGCAAAAAGGAAAAUCCUAUUAUACGAUUACAUUCACUGUCACUUUCCCACAUAAGGAUGACGUUUGCUAUUUUGCUUAUCAUUAUCCGUAUACAUACUCAACUUUACAGAUGCAUCUUCAAAAAUUGGAAUCAUCACACAAUCCUCAACAAAUCUAUUUUCGACAAGAUGUGUUAUGUGAAACUCUGUCUGGAAACAGCUGUCCUUUAUUGACUAUAACUGCUAUGCCAGAGUCCAAUUAUUAUGAAAAUAUCUGUCAAUUUAGAAAUCGCCCUUAUAUUUUCUUAUCUGCUCGAGUACAUCCUGGAGAAACUAAUUCAAGCUGGGUUAUGAAAGGAACUUUGGAAUAUCUCAUGAGUAAUAACCCUACCGCUCAGAGCUUGCGUGAAUCUUAUAUUUUUAAAAUUGUCCCAAUGCUAAACCCAGAUGGUGUCAUUAAUGGAAACCACCGUUGUUCUUUAAGUGGAGAAGAUUUGAACCGGCAGUGGCAAAGUCCAAACCCAGAUUUGCAUCCAACAAUUUACCAUGCUAAAGGUCUACUUCAAUAUAUGGCUGCAAUAAAACGUUUACCUCUGGUUUAUUGUGAUUAUCAUGGUCACUCUCGAAAGAAAAAUGUAUUUAUGUAUGGCUGCAGUAUCAAGGAGACUGUGUGGCAUACUAAUGAUAAUGCUGCCUCUUGUGAUGUGGUUGAAGAUUUGGGAUACAGGACCUUGCCUAAGAUAUUGAGCCAUAUUGCCCCUGCAUUCUGUAUGAGCAGCUGCAGUUUUGUAGUGGAAAAGUCUAAACAAUCUACAGCCCGUGUUGUUGUAUGGAGGGAAAUAGGAGUACAGAGAAGCUACACCAUGGAGAGCACGUUGUGUGGCUGUGAUCAAGGAAAAUACAAGGGUUUACAGAUUGGGACAAGAGAAUUAGAAGAGAUGGGAGCAAAAUUUUGUGUUGGUUUAUUCCGUUUGAAAAGACUAACAUCACCAUUAGAAUACAAUCUGCCUAACAGCCUUCUUGAGUUUGAAAAUGACUUGAUUGAAUCUAGCUGCAAAGUAACAAGCCCUACCACUUAUGUUUUGGAAGAAGAUGAACCUCGUUUCCUUGAAGAAGUUGAUUACAGUGCAGAAAGUAAUGAUGAGAUAGACAUUGAAAUGCCUGAAAAUGUUGGGGAUUAUGAACCUUCUGUCCAAGAAGAUGCACUUUCUGAUACGGAGUCAUCAAAAACAUGCCUUCCUUGAGCCAUCUGCCAUCCCCUGUAAAUGGCUAAAGAAUAAGAGAAAUAUCUUAGUUUCUAUUGGAUAGGAAACUUUAGAUUUUUAAAAAGAGGUGACUCAAAAAGACAAAAAGUAACUGGAGCCAGUUUGGUUUCAAGACAAUAAAUGUGUUUUUGAUUUAUGAUAAAAACUGGCAUUUGUUUUAUUUAAAGAAUUCAAUGCCCUGAUUGAUAGCAUUGAAUUAUCAAAGAUUGAUUAUCUUUUUUUUCAACAAAACUUUACUCAGUAUCAUUGCACGACUUUUUCCUCUUUAUCCUUAAUCAAAUGGAUAAAUUUGCAAUGUUUCAGAGUAAAAAAUAUAAUUCUAGGUCCCAAUGGUAAUAAAUUGUUGAAAAUGAUAUAUAUGUACAGGGAUUUCUAUUAAUUUGUGUGUUGUUUGUGUGGGAGUGGGCGGAUAUUGAAGACAAGAAAUUAAGUUCUUCAGAAUGAUGUUAACUCUUUGAUUGUGUUUGAAGUAAUCCAGAACUUGCUUUGAAACCAUUUCAUUCUACAGUUACCAAAUUAAACAAAUCAAAAAUUAAUUUAUCAAAUGUUGCUUUUGUUUCUUCAUCCCUUAAUACACUCAGAUUAUAUGGUUAUACAUACUUGAUUCAAAAUAUUCAAAGAAACCCAUAUGUGAACAUCCAUUUAUAAAACUUUAUGUACAUAAGAUGGUUUGAUUACUUCAGUAGGCUGAAGCUCUUGUUGUAGUGCACCUGUGCCUGCCAUGAAUUAUGUAUUUGUAUGGCUCUCUUUUCUGAACAAGUAUCUCCUGAGACAAACUAGAACUGAUCUCUGCAGUCAUGACAGUUUGUUAUUAUGAGGUUUUUAAAAAACAAAAACAAAAAAACCCAACAAAACACAUUUACCCAGUGAGGAUACUACUACUCAGCGCUUGUUAAAUGUACAUUUAUAUAUUGGACUAUAUAUUUAUACCUUUCUGUAUUUAAUAUUGCACGUGCUGUCCUAAAGUAUUAUUAAUUCUAUUGAAGUGAAUUUAUUCAGGGCAUGCUUACAAAUUAUAUCAGAAUCAAAUGUAUCUGGGGAGAAGAGGAGGGAAGUAUUUAGAUCACUUCUUAUUGUGAUAACUUCCCAAAUUUUAGACAGGCUUUAGAAAUGACUGUAACAUAUUAGAAUACUAAUUUUUGAAAAAAAAAUCUAAUGACUCUGUUAGUCUUCUGUGAAUUAAGCUUUUGUUAUAACAAAUAUUAGUGCUAUUUGAUAAGUCCUCAAGAGGACUUUGGUGCCUCCCCUUUGGCACACAUCUUCUUAAAGCCAUUUUGGGGUAGUAAAAGUGAUUUUUCAUCAGGAAUCCUAAAAUACUCAAAUUUGUCUCUGGAGAUUUUUCAAUAAAUGCCUGUAAAGGCAAAACAUUUUUUUCCCAGCUUGUGGUAAUGAAAAGAAACUAUCAGUAUUUCAAGUAUUUUUGCAUUUCCCAAUUAAAUAACUACAUUUUAAUGUUUAGUAUUUUAGGCAUUUCAUUUAUUCUGAAUAAAGUUUUUUUUUAAGGUUUCAUGGGAAGAUGGUGUUGGACAAUUUACCCUCUACCCCCCCAAAAAGCAGGAUUAUCCUUCCUAUAUAUGCACGGUGCUAGUUAGCAUUAUGCUGACGAAUCUAGCAGAGUGAAGGCUGAGCAGACUGGGAGUUGCUAGUUUGUUCUUAGUGAUGAUACAACUAGAUGAGUAUUUGAAGCACUUUAAUUGAAUAAAGAGACGUUAUUGAUGCUAAAAUCUUAUUUAUUUCCAGAAAAUACAGAGAAUGAGAAAUAUUCAGGUUCACUUUUUCCAUAGUCUAUAACUUUGAUGGAUUAGAAAUUGAAAGAUUGUGAGUGAAAAGCAGCUAUAUUUAAUAUGCUAGGUAGAGGGAUUCAAAAGGUUUAAAACUGUAAAAACCCCAUAGAUAGAGAUGGAUAGUAGCAAUAUUUUCAAUUCACUAAAUAAUGGUAUUGAAACACUUAAACCUCUGUUAAUAUCUAUUCCAAUUUUUACAUGUUUCUUAUUCAAGAAAUUAGAAAAUAAAGUAUUUAGCAAAUUAAUUAUUUAUAAACAUUUAGCUUUAGAAGAACAAAGUAACUCCAUCUCUCUAUUUCUCCAUUUAAAAAUCUAAUAAAUCUACUGCUUAUUAGUCAUUAAAACUUCUACUGCUUUUCUCAUCUGUGACUGAGGAAUUUCAGCAUUAAAAAAAAAUAGGUGCUAUUGCAUCCAGUGCCAUCAUCAUUGUAAUUAAUAAUUUUCUUAAUCUGUAUUCUUAUGUUAACUGCAGUAACUAGAUUUAACAAUGUGAUUUAGUAAUGAAACUUGGAGUAAUUUGCAUAAGAUGUCUUUUUUUUUUUAAUAGUUACAAUCACAAAUUCUAAACAAUCAUAGUAUCUUAAAGCUGGAAGGGACCUUAAAGCUCAUACAAUCCAACUCUUCAUUUUAUAGAUGAAGGAAGGGAGGCUUCUAAGUCUAUUAGAAAUAGAUUAGUCUAUUCUUCCCACAGUUCCACAGAAGAGGCUGUCUCUUCCUUGAUCUUUCCCAAAGAACAAAUACAUGUUAGAAAAUAUGAGGAUUUGAUUUGGUUUGGAAUGUUAAUCCAUCUGGAAUUUGGAUAAUUUAUAAUGAUAUUUUAUUAUUUAAUAUUCCAGUAAGAUAUAGAAAUCUACAAAAUACACUUUUAAUCCUUGUAAUAUCCUUUGUUUUAAUACAAGAUUCUGCCUUAUGUUAAGUAUCUUUCUUGAAUAGUUUUUGCCACUUGUGCCAACUUUUAAAUGUUGUUUACAGUUGUGAAAUUUUGUGUAACCCUAUUGACACAUAAUCCAGUAUUCAUUCAAAUAGAGGUACAGCCAUGGUACACGCUUAAUUUAGUUAGCCUACAUUUAAGAUGACUAUACAUUGUAAGUCCUGUAAUGGAUAUAAUUGUGGCAAUUUGCUGUGCAUGCCCCAGGAAUAAAUUAAAUAACAAUAAUUCAACUGUAUAAUAAAGGUUUCAUUAUCAAUCACUGUUUCCCCACACCUUUCAUUGUAUAGAAAAUAAAAUCUUGGUGACUUUGUGCUUU
This is a messenger RNA of Sarcophilus harrisii (Tasmanian devil), 6964 nucleotides long. RefSeq names its product ATP/GTP binding protein 1 (gene AGTPBP1). Gene Ontology annotation, molecular function: zinc ion binding; metallocarboxypeptidase activity. Bases 319 to 3912 code for a protein of 1197 amino acids. Gene Ontology annotation, biological process: proteolysis; C-terminal protein deglutamylation; protein side chain deglutamylation. The record is from RefSeq and is a predicted model, not a curated record. The transcript is spliced from 26 exons. NCBI's taxonomy places the organism in Eukaryota, Metazoa, Chordata, Mammalia, Dasyuromorphia, Dasyuridae.